GGAAGACGCACCAGCUAUCGUAUGAUACUGCUUGACCGUAGAUCAAGCCCUUACCAGCUCUUUUCUCGCCCUGCUUUCAGAUUGUCUUCUCUCAAUUCUACCAUGUCACGAGUCUGGCAAAUACCAUAUACUGGAAGUGCUCAUACUUAAUCUUUCUACUACACACUUGAUCAUUUUACUCCUCAUCUGUUUUGUUCCUUGGAGGAUACUGCUGAGUAGCCUUGUUCAAACAUAAUAUUCUCACCAAACCACUUUGUUAUACGAACAUGAACUCCUGCAAGCUGGGUGGACAGCGUUGUACGAUAGAAGACGCAUGUGAAAAGGCCCGUGCGCGGUGCUGCCAACCUGUGGGGAAGCUGAUGCUGGACGCGCAACGCGUGCAUCAGGAGAACUGAACACAACUCCAUCACAUUCCUGACCAACCUCAGAUGUGCCGGCGCAAACAUGAGCACCGAGAUGCUCCACCUUGACAUGGCCAUGGAUCUGGAUCCUGGCCGACAAAUCGAUCCCGACGUCCAAGCUACGCUCAGCGACUUCCUCACGUACAGCGAGCACCUUCCUUCGACCAUCGCUCGCAGUCUCUUCCUCAUCAAAAGCCUGAACUACAAGGCCAACGAGCUUCAGCUCGAGAUCCACAAUCACCUGAGCACAUACAGCAAUCUUCCGCAGAUCACCGCGACGGCGACCGACGCGCCUGAUCCUGUCCGAUUGCGCAAAGACAUCAGCCAUGCCUACGACGCGCUGGAGAAGUGCAAACGCAUGUCCCUCGCUGAGGCCAUCCGUCUCGAAGAAACCGUUGUCAAAGAUGGUGCGAAGCUACAGAUCGUGCAAAAGAAGCUCAAGGCCUUGCCUCUACCACCCGAGCGCGAUGCGACACCGGACCCUGGCCUAUCGUCUCCCCAGCUGAGAAGAAAUGCCCAGGCACAACAGCAGGCUGACAAACGCACCGCCCAACACCGUACCGGCAACGCUCCACGCGUAAGAGCGCAUAAGAUCAUGGUCCCUGGCGAAGUCCUUCCACCUCCAAACCCAGAUUCACCUCCACCAUCCGACUUCUCGCCCUCUCCAUCACCUCCACCUCGCUCGCCUGGUCAUGACAAGUCUCGCAACAACAAGACUCCUGGUAGACCGCCAAAGACACCAAAGCUGCCCAAGCCUGCCGCAGAACCCAAGGAUGCCGCCCAGAAGCCCCCUCGUAUUCGUCUACCUGGUUCUAGUGGUACCAACGCACACUCAGCCGUCGCGGGCAUAAGUACAUCGAAUGCCCUGAUGGCUCUGACUGCCCCGCCUCCAGACGCAGCGCCAGGAAGCAAGUGGCUGCCAUGGAAGAGACUGACCGAGUACGAGAUGGCCACGCUUCGCAAGAGGAUGAAGAAGAAUGCCAUCUGGCUCCCAUCGCCUGCAAUGAGGAACCGGGAGCUGAAGAAUCUUGGAAGAGGUGUGACUGCCAUGGAAGAGGCAAAAGCCGCUGCAGAAGCUUCGGGUCAAGAAUUCCUUGACGAAUUCGAUCCCCUUGCGUGGUCCGAUCCAACCUGUAUUCACAUUACGGAUGCGCAACAGGCUGAGACGGCCAAAAUGCUCGGUCCGGAGUUGCCAGAUGACAAUCACGAUGCCGCGCUUAUCAAUCGUGGCAUGCGUCUCAACGAGGCCAAGAAGCUGAAACGGGAGAAACUCAAGGCUGAAGAGGCUGCUGUCAAACUACAGGAGGAGGGCGGUUUGCAACCUCCCCUAGAGCAGAACAAGGAGAAGAAAUCGCCACAAAAGGCGCAAUCAAAGUCCAAGUCACCAGUGCAGCCUAGCAAACAAGCUGUAACACCACAGAUUGAAUCAGAGCCACCUGCCGCGCCUGCCACGGAACAAGCAGAGAUCGUGCAGCUGCCUUUCGUGGAACAAGCAUUGCCUGUAUCCGAGCCAAAGAGUAAGGCUGAGCCGAAACAAAAGAAGCAAGCUAAAUCAAAGCCUGUACCUGUGUCUGUACCAGAAAUCGUACAGCCAGAGGAAACACCAGCUGCUACGGCAUCUCCACGGCUCGAGCCUGUCAGUGAACCUCCCGCCGCGCCAGAAACUGCGAAGAAGGCAGAACCUGUGGCAAGUACCGAACCCGUCACGACAAGAAAGCGGAAACGUGACGCGACUACUCCUGCGGUAGUACCACCUCCAGCUGAGCCUGUCGCGGAGUCUCCUGACGUUCUUUCACUUCCUCGCCCAGGUCCACAGCCAAAGAAGCUGAAGUUGAGCGUUGCCGCUCCACCACCUGCGGACACGCCCACAAUUACCAUCUCUCAUCGUGCCAUCACUGCUGCCAAAGAUACUUCGUCUCCCAGUAGCGCUAGCACACCUGUGGCCCCCAGUCCGCGCAUUUCCGCACGACAGCAGACGCAGCGCAGUCAACGCAACUCCGCCCAGCCAGAACCUCCAGUCGCACCGACCGAGGCAGUUGCUCAGACGCCCGCUGCAAACACGAGAGCUGCAAAGCCUGCUACCAUCACGCUCAAGCACUCUGCCACAAAGGCAGCAUCUGCAGAACCAGCUAAUCGACGUCAAAGCCUACGUCGCAAUUCGAACGCGUCGCUGCCUGGUGCUGCGAACAACAAAGUCCGCUCUCCUGUGCCUGUCGCUGUAGCUAGUACUCUGGACACCACUACUGGAAAGAGACCAACUCGAAAGAAGCUCCCUCAGGGAAUCCUCCAGGCUGAAGACAACGGAACAAAGGUCAUAGUAGGCAAGCCAAAGGGACCAUCGAAGAAGAAGAAGUCUCAUCAGCAAAAGGAGACCAAGGAGGAGACCGCCACGCCCGUCAUGGAAUUCGAGGACCUUGAUCCCGAUGAGCCACGUUACUGCAUUUGUCAAGACGUCAGUCACGGCACAAUGAUUGCCUGUGACAAUGAAAGCUGCGAAUUGGAAUGGUUCCAUCUCGGCUGUGUCGGUCUGACGGAGCUUCCGAAGAGACGAACCAAAUGGUACUGUCCUAUCUGUCGCAAAAAGCUCAACGUUGGACUGGACAGCAAUGGCAUCGUUUGAUGCUCCCUCGAGACGAUUGGAAGAAGGGAUGCUUCGGCUCAUGGUUUGCCAGUGAUUCGGAGUGGCGUGCUUUACGAUUAUGACCUCUCGAUACCCAAUACCAGCUCUUGCUUUUUCUAAUACUAGUUUAUAAACCACUCAAGUGUUUCUCCCC
Molecule: messenger RNA, 3175 nt
Organism: Aureobasidium subglaciale EXF-2481
Lineage: Eukaryota; Fungi; Ascomycota; Dothideomycetes; Dothideales; Saccotheciaceae
Exons: 2
Coding region: 445-3021 (858 amino acids)
Biological process (GO): regulation of DNA-templated transcription
Cellular component (GO): Rpd3L-Expanded complex; Rpd3L complex; nucleus
Source: RefSeq, a predicted model, not a curated record